UGCAGCAUAUCCGUGUGGGUUGGGAGCAGCUGUUGACCACCAUCGCUAGAACCAUCAAUGAGAUCGAGACCCAGAUUCUGACGCGGGACGCUAAGGGCAUCAGCCAGCAACAGAUGAACGAGUUCCGCCAGUCUUUCACUCACUUUGACAGGGUACUGUGUCCCUCUGUGUCUUUCCUCUAACCUUAACCUGCUGUGUCCCUCUGUGUCUUUCCAGUGUCCCUGAUCCUAACCCACUUCGACAGGGUGCUGUGUCCCUCUGUGUCUCUCUGUGUCUUUCCAGUGUCCAUGACCCUAACCCACUUCGACAGGGUACUGUGUCCCUCUGUGUCUCUCUGUGUCUUUCCAGUGUCCCUGAUCCUAACCCACUUCGACAGGGUGCUGUGUCCCUCUGUGUCUUUCCUCUAAUCUUAACCUGCUGUGCCUCUCUGUGUCUUUCCAGUGUCCCUGACCCUAACCCACUUCGACAGGGUACUGUGUCCCUCUGUGUCUUUCCAGUGUCCCUGACCCUAACCCACUUUGACAGGGUACUGUGUCCCUCUGUGUCUCUCUGUGUCUUUCCAGUGUCCCUGACCCUAACCCACUUCGACAGGGUUGUGUAUCCCUCUGUGUCUUAAGUGUCUCUGUCCUUUUCCUGUGUGGCGAUGACAUUUAUAUUUAUUGUAUCUAAGUCCAGGAAUGUGUCUUAUCUAACUCAAGGCCUUGACCGCUUUUGGUUUGUAACUCACUUCUUAGUAUUUAGUCAAAUGUUUGUAAUAUUACGGGACGUUACAGAUCAAAACACAAUCCAUGGUAAUGACGUUCAGCUAAUUAACUCACGUUUACUGACACCAUGGAUCGUGUGUGUGUGUGUGUGUGUGUGUGUGUGUGUGUGUGUGUGUGGUGCGUGCGUGCGUGCGUGCGUGCGUGCGUGCGUGCGUGCGUGCGUGCGUGCAGCUUAGUGGUUAAGUGCGUUGUGCCAGUAACCGAAAGGUCGCUGGUUCUAAUCCCAGAGCCGACUAGGUGAAAAAUCUGUCGAUGUGCCCUUGAGCAAGGCACUUAACCCUAAUUGCUCCUGUAAGUCGCUCUGGAUAAACGUCGUCUGCUAAAUGACUAAAAUGUAAAUGUGUUGGCUGUGUGGCUGCCUGCAGGACAGGUCUGGCAGACUGCCCUGUGAAGAGUUCAAAGCUUGCCUGGUCAGCCUGAGUGAGACAUAACAACCAGGUACUGACCAAACCAUGUGCACCUGGUACUAAACCCUGACUCCUCCCCCUGGCAUGGCAGCAGUCACAUGUUGUGCGCUAACACAAGCAGUAACACCACCAUUCAGCACUAGUUAUGUGCUAACUGCAGUAACACCACCAUUCAGCACUAGUUAUAAUAAUAAUAAAGUGACUUGUUCUCUGUAGGAGGUUAAUGUUUGGUGUAUAUUGAUCUCAAGGGGCUUCUCUCUAGACAGCUCAGCUCUCCACUUUACAGUAUUAUAAUAUAUUCAGGGUAUGUAUUCAUAAAGCCUCUCAGAGUAGGAGUGUUGAUCUAGGAUCAGUUUAGCCUUUUACAUUAAAGUAUAUGGACAGGGGUUGACCUGGUCCCAGAUCAGCACUCCAUAUGGACAGGGGGUGACCUGGUCCCAGAUCAGCACUCCAUAUGGACAGGGGUGACCUGGUCCCAGAUCAGCACUCCAUAUGGACAGGGGUGACCUGGUCCUAGAUCAGCACUCCAUAUGGACAGGGGUGACCUGGUCCCAGAUCAGCACUCCAUAUGGACAGGGGUGACCUGGUCCUAGAUCAGCACUCCAUAUGGACAGGGGUGACCUGGUCCCAGAUCAGCACUCCAUAUGGACAGGGGGUGACCUGGUCCCAGAUCAGCACUCCAUAUGGACAGGGGUGACCUGGUCCUAGAUCAGCACUCCAUAUGGACAGGGGUGACCUGGUCCUAGAUCAGCACUCCAUAUGGACAGGGGUGACCUGGUCCUAGAUCAGCACUCCAUAUGGACAGGGGUGACUUGGUCCCAGAUCAGCACUCCAUAUGGACAGGGGGUGACCUGGUCCCAGAUCAGCACUCCAUAUGGACAGGGGUGACCUGGUCCUAGAUCAGCACUCCAUAUGGACAGGGGUGACCUGGUCCUAGAUCAGCACUCCAUAUGGACAGGGGUGACCUGGUCCCAGAUCAGCACUCCAUAUGGACAGGGGUGACCUGGUCCUAGAUCAGCACUCCAUAUGGACAGGGGGUGACCUGGUCCUAGAUCAGCGCUCCUACUCUGAGAGGUUCCCUGAAUACAGGCCCAGAUGUGUAUGUAUAGUAUUGUGUUGCUGUAGGUAUCGCUGAAGGCAAUAUCUCUCUCUGUUAGAGAAACAAUGGCAUGGUGUUAUCACAGGCCCUCCUCUCAUCCAAGACACUGAAUGAAUGAUCUUCUCUCUCUCUCUCUCUGUUCUUUGUCUUGUGCUUCUUGUCACUGUCUGUCUGUCUGCCUGUCUGUCUGCCUGCCUGCCUGCUUGCCUGCCUGCCUGCCUGUCUGUCUGUCUGUCUGUCUGUCUGUCUGUCCUGUCUGUCUGUCUGUCUGUCUGUCUGCCUGUCUGCCUGUCUGCCUGUCUGCCUGCCUGUCUGCCUGUCUGUCUGUCUGUCUGUCUGUCUGUCUGUCUGUACGUCUGUCUGUCUGUCUGUCUGUCUGCCUGUCCGUUUGUCUGUCUGUCUGACCAUCUAUCUGUCUGUUGUCUCCUCUAUUCCUCUCCUUGUCAUAUCCACUAUCCCCCUCUCCCCCCUCCCUCCCCACACCUCUCCUUGUCAUAUCCACACUGGACUCUCUCACCCUGUACCCCCAUCCUCCAUCCCCUGUCAUUGGACAUGUGGCUUGGUCUGUCUCUCCAUUGCCCUCUCUCCUCCCCUCCUCCUCUACCUCCUCCUCCUCUCCUCCUUCUCCACCUCUCCACUCCUCUCUCUCUCCUCUACCUCUACCUCUACACUCCCCCCUCCUCUCCACUCCCCCCUCCUCCACACUCCCCCCCUCCUCUCUCCACUCCCCCCUCCUCUCCACACUCCUCCUCUCCUCCUCCUCCUCCUCCUCCUCUCCUCUCCACUCCCCCUCCUCCUCUCCACCCCCCCUUCCCUACCUCCUCCUCUCCACUCCCCCCUCCUCUCCACACUCCCUCCUUCUCCUUCUCCUCCUCCUCCUCCUCCUCCCCCUCCUCCUCUCCACUCCCCUCCUCCUCUCCACCCCCUUCCCUACCUCCUCCUCUCCACUCCCCCCCUCCUCUCCACACUCCCUCCUUCUCCUUCUCCUCCUCCUCCUCCUCCUCCACCACCUCUCCACUCCCCCCUCCUCUCCACUCCCCUCUCCCUCUCCACUCCCCCUCCUCCUCUCCACCCCCUUCCCUACCUCCUCCUCCUCCUCUCCACUCCCUCUCCUCCUCCCCCUCCUCCUCCACCUCUCCACUCCUCUUCCUCCUCCCCCUCAUCCUCCUCCUCCUCUCCCACCCUGCAGAAGAAGAAAGGAGGCAUGGAGACGGAUGACUUCAGAGCAUGUCUGAUCUCCAUGGGCUACGAUCUGGUAAAUACAUAGAAUGAGCUGUCAUAAGAGUGUCAUAAGGGUGUCAUAAGAGUGUCAUAAGAGUGUCAUAAGACUGUCAUAAGACUGUCAUAAGAGUGUCAUAAGAAUCUAAAGGCCUCACACGAUCAUUCUGACAAAACGUCCUCACUGUUAAGUAACCUGUCUUUAAUAGUGAGUACAUUUUGUCAGAAUUAUCAAUAUUAGCUUUCAGUGUAUUUAAAUGCCCAAGAAUCAUUGUGAAACUGUUGAUCAUGGUCCAAAAUGCCCCCAGAUAUGCUGACUAUUGGUGAUGUGGUCUUUAUCUUCCAGGGUCACUCAGUGGCUGCUCUGUCUCAAACCACUCCCUAUUCACCACCUCUGACCAGGGACCAUAGGGACCAUAGGGCUCUGUUAAAAAGUAGUGCACUACAUAGGGGAUAGGCUGCCAUUUGUGAUGCAGCCACUAGAGAGAACAGCUGUCUAGGUCUGCAAGACAGACACACAGUCAUUCAUGCCCUCUGACCACGAGACAAUACAGGCUCUUAUUAAUAAUGGCAGAAUCACCCCCAGUCACUUAUACUGCUACAAGACCAUGGCGCUUGCCUACGGAGCUGUGAGGGGAACGGCACCUCCGUACCUUCAGGCUCUGAUCAGUCCCUACACCCAAAUGAGGGCAUUGCGUUCAUCCACCUCUGGCCUGCUAGCCCCCCUACCUCUGCGGAAGCACAGUUCCCGCUCAGCCCAGUCAAAACUGUUCGCUGCUCUGGCACCCCAAUGGUGGAACAGCGGAGUCACUCACCACCUUCCGGAGACACUUGAAACCCCACCUCUUUAAGGAAUACCUGGGAUAGGAUAAAGUAAUCCUUCUACCCCCCCCUUACCCCAACCCAAACCCCAACCCCAAAACUAAAAAAAAAAAAAAAAACGUAAAGUGGUUAUCCCACUGGCUAUAAGGUGAAUGCACCUAUUUGUAAGUCGCUCUGGAUAAGAGCGUCUGCUAAAUGACGUAAAUGUAAAUGUAAUACUGUAGAUAAUGAUACGAAACCAUGUCUCUCUCUCUCUCUCUGUUCCCCAAGCCAUCACAAUGACACCACACCACACAUAGGGAAUCCCAUGAUGUAUGCCAGGGAUGUAAAUGAAGGUGUGUUGUUUUUAGGUUGGUCACAAGGCCUUUGUCCUGUUACGUUUAAUAUGGAAGCGCUCUUGGAACAUUCCCUGGUCUCUCUCUGCAGUGCACAGACAACACCCUGUUGCCCGUACACUGACCUACUCUGUUGACCAGAGCACACAGGGCCUUGGUCAACACUAGUGCACUCUGUUGACCAGAGCACAUAGGGCCCUUGGUCAACACUAGUGCACUGUAAAGGGACUAGGGUGCCAUUUGGGACACAGACAGGCCACUGCUGAUCCCUACUCUGACCUGCUAAUCAAACAUAACCCUUAACAGGGUUGGACAUGAGUAAUGUAUCAAACAUAACCCUUAACCGGGUUGGACAUGACUAGCACAGCUAUCUCAUCUGUCUGUUAAUCACAACGUGAUUGACUCAAUGUUAGCCUGCUUCCAGAUCUGUUUGUUACGUCUCCUGACAAUGACCAUAGGAAUUGGCAAGACAGCAACAACAGAUCUGGGACCUGGCUAAAUCAAUGUGGCUGUUGUAAUAAAGCAGCCUGAUUAUACUAUGCUCUGUGAUUUGUAGGGAGAGUCUGAGUUUGCCCGCAUCAUGUCUCUAGUGGAUCCCAACGGGUCCAACAAGGUGACCUUCCAGUCCUUCGUUGACUUCAUGACUAGAGAGACGUCCGACUCAGACACCUCAGAGCAGGUCCUCGCCUCCUUCAAGAUCCUGGCUGCUGAUAAGGUGGGGAGUGGUGGUUCUCUCUGUCUCAUUCACUUGCUUUCUCUCUCACGCUUUGUUUUAUCUGUCUCGCGCACGCUUACUUUCUCGCACGCUUUCUCUCUCUCUCUCUCUCUCUCUCUCUCUCUCCCUCUCUCUCUCGCUCUCUGUCUUUAUCUAGUCAAGUCAAGUCACAAUGGUAUUUAAAGUUUAUUUUACAAUGUCAUCUCAAAUGUGGUCACUAAUGUCUCUCUGUUGUAUCCUUUCCAUAGCCCUUCAUCCUGCUGGAGGAGCUGCGUAGAGAGCUGCCCCCAGAGCAGGCAGAAUACUGUAUCGCCAGGAUGCCCCUCUACAAUGGGCCUGAUGGGGUCCCAGGGGCCCUGGACUACAGUGCCUUCUCCACUGCCCUCUAUGGGGAGAGCGACCUCUAG
Coregonus sp. 'balchen' is the source of this 5767-nucleotide messenger RNA. The record is from the annotation of a GenBank genome assembly. NCBI's taxonomy places the organism in Eukaryota, Metazoa, Chordata, Actinopteri, Salmoniformes, Salmonidae.